Tuber aestivum (summer truffle) is the source of this 3032-nucleotide messenger RNA. The record is from the annotation of a GenBank genome assembly. NCBI's taxonomy places the organism in Eukaryota, Fungi, Ascomycota, Pezizomycetes, Pezizales, Tuberaceae.
CCCCCAAGUUUGACACCUGUGAGCCACCCUCAAGAAAUCUGGCGAUCCCGAGAAUUGCGGGAGAGCGAAAACAAAAGCUACAAUUUACCAACUCUCACGGGUUGGUGAUUGUGGCUACGAUCCGGUUUACCCCCACUCCCGUUCCGCAACCUCUCCCCUGACCAACCCCCCCUCCCACCACCUCUUUGACCACGGCCACUCCCAGAUUCACAUCUUCAACACCGCACUCAGCCAGCAUCCCACUAUGUCGGUCCCUUUGAUGUUACGACGACAGGUCCUGCGGGCCUUUUCCCCACUGACCGUUGCAAACCUUUCCUCCAAUCGCAACGCGGGGUACUGAAACUGACAUACUAACAGAGGAAACCACAAACCUUCCACAAACCUCGUUCUCUCCAUUCAAUGCCGGUCAUUUCCUUAACGGAAGAAGGGGUCCCGGGACUCUUCUCGGAAAAGGCCUUCAAGACAGCAUGGACAGAUUACCAGAAUCAUCUGGUAGAAAAACUCAGUGCUCUCACGGCUGGUAGGAAUCGCUUCCUGCGCCGUCAAGCAGAUGGGGGAGUCGGUAGGGAUGCCGGUAUUCUGACAGGAGAUAUUAGGCACGGGGUUCGAUGGGAUGGAUGCAAUGGAUAUCGCUAUCGCAACAGCCCGGCAACCUGAUCAGGCUUCAAUCUUUAAUUACGCAUCGCAAGCCUACAACAAUCAUUUCUUCUUCCAAAGCCUAGUAUACAUCCCCCAUGCUCCAUCCUUCCCCGCGGCAGUUCUGGGCUAACAAUCUACAAAAGCAAUCAACGCAGACAGGUCCCGAAAGGGCAACUCCCCAAUUCCAAUCCUACGUGACCUCCAGCUUCACCGACGUCGCCGCUCUAAAAGCCGAGCUCUUUGCGACUGCCAACGCUAUGUUCGGCAACGGCUACGUUUGGCUUGUCUUGGACCAGGCCGGCGUCCUGCGCAUCCUGUGCACGUACAACGCCGGAACACCCUACGGCGCCUCGUACCGCCGCCAGGACACAGAUAUGAACACCGGCCUCAAACUCGGCAGCGAGUUGUCGCCCUACACCAGCGCAGUCAGACAUGCGGCCAAGGGGAAGACGGGCGGGUGGGUUAUCCCUGUGCUCAACGUGAAUGUGUGGGAACACAGCUGGCUCGAGGACUUUGGCAUACUCGGGAAGGAUGACUACCUGAGGGCGUGGUGGGACCGUAUAGAUUGGUUGGUUGUGCAGAGUAGGUUUCCGACUAAGGGUGUGGCUAGGACGCCUCUGAUUAAGUAAACAGAGGGGGGGGGGGGGUGUAUAAAUAGAGAGAAGGUUUGUGUGUGGGAGAGGGGGAGAAAAAAGUUACUUGGUGGGUCGUAAAGAUAAAGCACUUGUAUACAUGUAUUGCAUAAAACAUUUAUCUCCAUCCAUACGUACGUCCGUGAACCGACCCCUCCUCCCCCCCCGGUGGGCAUGCGCCAUGCCGAUUCCCUCCCACUUCCCUAAUGCGUCAAACUCUUCCUCCCCUUCAGCCUCCUCCUCUUCAGCACCCCCCGCCCACCAGGCGUCCGCUUCCUCGCCAGAAACCCCAGCCGCCUCUUGCGCACUCUAUGACUCGGAUUAUACGUAUCCCGCGGGCCGCAGCGUACCUGCAACCCUACGAGCCCGGGAUUCGAACUUAUCUUCAACAUCAACGGCACCAUAACGCCCAACCCCACCCCGGCCGCGGCAGGAGCGGGGGCUGUCAUGCCCGUCGGGGCGAAAGAAACGGUGGACGGUCGAAGGGGGGUAGUUUUCGUUAUCAUGCUUCUGUUUUCGAGCCAGUGAGUCAGUCAGUCAGUUUGGAUGAGGACUGGAGAUAGGUAGGAGGAGGAGAGGGGGGGAUGGCUGGAAAAGUACCGGGUGAGCGGGAGGAUGUGAGUGCGUGGGAGGCGCUGGGGUAGACGGCGGAGGAGGAGGGGGAGGGGUGCGCGGAACAUUGGAGCCUACUUCGUCCCACUCUGUUUCGUUUUGUUUUGCUUUGCUUUGUAGUCUGUUGGUUUGUUGGUUUGUUGGUUGAUCUGUUGGUCGGUUGGUUGGGUUCGUUUGUUUGUUUGUUGGUUGGUGGUGGUUUGUCGUGGGAAUAUCUGAUGCUUCGUGCUUGUGCAGCACUUGAUUGAAUGAAAUAAAAAAGUGCCGCUGAUAUUAUGAAAUCUAUAACCUGACCUAACCCUGACCUGACUAUUGUUCACAUAUUAUCACUCGGACUCUUUUUUUUCCUUUUUUUUUCCUUCCCCAUCCCCUCCCGAUAUUGUAAUUGUUGGAGUUCGGCGAUGUUCGUUGCUUUCGGUGGAACCGAUUUUGCAACAAACACGCCUGUAUAUGACACGCAAAAACCGAUUCUCUGGUACUCAAGUACCAGCAGACUCACCAUAACCACCCGUAUACUGUACCCUACCAUAGUCUGUCCUUCUCACCGUAACCUAUUCGUGAUGUUUCUUUCUCUGCAUACAGUUACCGUGAGAGUGCUUCAUCCGCUUGCAAAACUUAUUAUAAUUAUCAUAAAUUUACCCCCGUUCAUCACUUGCACUUGUAAGUUACCCGUUCGCUUGUAUGUGAUAUCAUACAAAGUAUGAUACGGUACUCGAGUAUGAUCCAUUUUCCGUCCGUACAUUCCGUUGUGGCACUUUUUUUUUCUUCCCUCUUUUCUUUUCUUUUUUUUAUGACACCUUUUCUUCGGCUAAACCCUAUCUUGACGUCAGCCGCCGAUACAGUUGGGCUGUGCAGUAUUCGUGCUGUGGGUUCAAAGUGGGAUAUGGGCGGAGAGAAGUUGACGGCGGAGGUAGGAAAGGGGGAGGAGUAUCCCAUCGUACUGUAUCGGUACUGGUAUCGUAAUACGCGAUCCCGUGGCGAGUUAAUUUUUGGGAUAGGAUUUCCGUCGAGCGCGUGGGCGAGUGGUUGGUUGCUGUUGUCCAUAGUAUUUAUUGAAACUCUGGAGGGCUUGAGGAACGGGAGAAAGUAGAAUACUCGUUAUAGUAGAUUUUUUGUUAUAUUUUUAUUUUAUCAUCAUGUCUCGGGUGU